AUGGAGUCUCCGCCGAAUUGGGACGAGGGGCAGGAGCGCUGGCCGCCUCAGGUAGAGGAAGCAAAGAGGGGCCGUUUGUUGCCGGUUCCCAUUGAGCAGUUGUUUUCGGUGGAUUUCAAUGACCCGUGCGUCAUCACGACAGCAAUAACUUUGGGUUAUCAGACAGACUUGCCGGCGGAUACAGGGUACGGAAAGAAGAAGACCCUCAUCAAGCUGUCGGACGAGACGGCGUCGGUGAUUGUAGGAAGGAAUGGUCGAACGAAGCAGAAAAUAGCGGCGGUAUCGGGCGCCAGACUGACGUUGAACGACGAGUUGCUGCUUGACAUCAGUGGCACGCACUCAGAGCGUGACCGAGCGGAAUUUUACAUGAAGAUGAUUUUGAGACAGAGACAAGGCGGCAGCCUGUUUGUGGACUUCGAUGAGUCUUGCAGACCCGACCUCAGUGUCAUGCAUCUCAAGCCUUCUUGGAUUACCGGCUGCGGACUGGUGCUUAAGCAACUGGAAGAUAGAACGAACACACUCUUAUUUUUCGCACGACCAUAUCAAGGCAAAAGUAGGACCAAGGAAGUCGUCCCGAUCAACCAAACAAAGGAUGAAGAUAUGGUCUACGAUCGCUUUACCUCUAGCGAUGGCGGUUCGGCCACCAAGGAUCGACUAGAUGACAAAGGUAGAUUACCAGCCCGCAGAACACAUCGAGGAGGUGUUCAUCUCGGCGCCAGCGGCUGCGGAGAUGAGACGGAACGCGGCCCGCGAGGCAGUCCUUCGUCGGACAAGCCCAUAGAAAUAAAAGGAGAGCUAUUUGACGAUGUCCCCAGUGGCGCGUCUUUUUCAAGACGCGAAGGUUCUCGUGGUGGGGAAACUUCUCGUAGUGGUGAAGCUGCUCGAAUUGGUGGAGAUGGCACAAAAGACCUUCCGGAUCGCUUUGUUACAGAUCGUCCCCUUGUGGAUCGUCCCCUUGUGGAUCGUCCCCUUGUGGAUCGUCCCCUUGUGGAUCGUCCUCUUGUGGAUCGUCCUCUUGUGGAUCGUCCUCUUGUGGAUCGUCCUCUUGCGGAUCGACCUCUUGCGGAUCGUCCGGUUGCGGAUCGUCCGGUUGCGGAUCGUCCUCUUGCGGAGCGUCCGGGGGCCAGUGGGUCUCGAGGGGGAUCUCGACGACGUGGGGCUCGAGAAGCGGACGACGAGAGGGCACGGACAGAGGAGAAGGACGAGGCGUCGCCUUCCGUUCCCGCGGGGAAGAGGCGUCGUCGCUUAAGUAGUGGGGAAGAGGAUGCUGAGAUGCUAUUGAUUUUUGGUGACAUGAGAAGUCGUCGAUUGGCUCAGUUGCAGAUUAUGUCGGCGGUGGAGUUGCGAUUUCCCAGUCUGUUCUCAGAUAAGUACACGGAUCAUGUGUCAAAGAACAAGGUGUUCAGUACAGAUCGAUUGACGUUGCCACAGGCGGACUUGAAGUAUGCAAAUGGAAAGGAUGGUAGUACUCGACGGAAGAUAAGCAAGGCCGCUAAUUGCUUAAUGGAGUUUGUGGGGAAUGUCGUGUUCAUAGCGGGCACGCCUACUGAAGUCUCAAGGGGGCGGGACUAUCUCUUGUGGUUGAUCAAGCAGCGACGUGGCGGCGUGCAUGUAGACAUCCGGGGGCGUUCUGAUGUCAUAACAGUCUCCGUCCCGGCAGAUAUCCUCACCAAUGCCUUAAGCGCACGGCCUCAUGGACUGCGCAGCAUUGAAGCCGACACUGAUACAUACUGUAUCAUUGACUCCGAGCGCACACGUGAAGGACACAUGGCUCCUAUCAAAAUCCCAGCCAUUACAAUUACCAACCCCCCGCUCACUACCGGGGAGAAGAAGGCCCUCCAAGAGAAGGCCCUCCAAGAGAAGGCCCUCCAAGAGAAGGCCCUCCAAGAGGCGGGAUUCUCAACGGAGAACGCCCACGACCAAAGGAGCAGUGGCCAUACUAAUGUAGCCGUCUAG
Molecule: messenger RNA, 1956 nt
Organism: Gregarina niphandrodes
Lineage: Eukaryota; Apicomplexa; Conoidasida; Eugregarinorida; Gregarinidae
Exons: 2
Coding region: 1-1956 (651 amino acids)
Molecular function (GO): RNA binding
Source: RefSeq, a predicted model, not a curated record